Molecule: messenger RNA, 2903 nt
Organism: Suillus bovinus
Lineage: Eukaryota; Fungi; Basidiomycota; Agaricomycetes; Boletales; Suillaceae
Exons: 17
Coding region: 353-2656 (767 amino acids)
Biological process (GO): cell surface receptor signaling pathway
Source: RefSeq, a predicted model, not a curated record
GUUGAUGGCUUUUCUUGUCUCCGACUCUGUUCAACUCGGAAACACACUUGAUCAUAUUAUGAAUGCAAUCUCUUCAAAAAUUCCGACUGCAGUGCUGUCAUUGUUUGAUCAUGCAUUGCUCAAGUAAAAAAAUGCAAUUUUGUGGAGGUUAAGGUACAUUGUCUGUCAGAGCUCAUGCUGACGACCUGACCUCAGUUUUUAUCCGUGAUAUCAGUUUACACGGUACAUUACAACGUCGCAGUCAAGCUACUACAAUUUUUUCGACUUGCUUUUUCGUGUGCCACGUCCCCGGGACUGUCCAUUUGGUACAACCACCCAACUAUUCCUCUCAAUCAACUUCAAGUUCUUCGUUAUGCCACUGAGAUUCAUUCGUACGAAAAAGCUAGGGAUUGAUAUUGGCUCUUUACAAGUCGCGGUCACUACUACGGCUUUCGCCAGGGACCUCAUGGCAACCAUGCAGUUUCCUCCAGCUACUGCCGCUGUCUCAGUUUUGCUGCUCAUCUUGCAAACAAUCCAGAGUAUUCAAGUUAACAAGUCUGCUUGUGAUCGCUUGGCGCGUCGUGCUGCACAAAUACUAAUUGACAUCGAUGAACAAAUGCGUGGACGAUACCAUGAAGCUCCGGAGGCGCUUCUCAGGAAUUUGGACAGGUUUGAAAGCACCCUGAUCUCUAUCCAUCAGUUCAUGAAAAAGUUGGCCGAUUUAAAAUGGAGUGAUAGGUUCCUCCGUAAGUCGUCAAUCGACGACGCUCUGGUUGAGUACAUGCGCCAGCUUGACGAGGCGGCGCAGGCUUUUCAGCUUGCUACCCUGAUCAAUAUUCACCUUGCCGUGAGCUCACUGAAAAGAGAUACCGCUUCGAACGCAACUGCUGAAAGAGUCGUCGAUGCUCCGCCUCCGCCUGCUUAUCAUGAGGUUCUGAAUGAACCAGACUCAGUUGCUGUAGAGAUACGAAGCCCAGGGGUCGUUGAUGCAGCUGAGGUUAUGGUUGCUGAAUCCGAUUUUCCGGUGACAGCCUUGUCACCACUCGAAAAAAGACUUACAGACCACUAUCUCCCCGCAGAACUGUCAUCCCUGACCCUGGAGGAUGAUCAUGGGUUUCGACGAUAUCACCAGUCAGACGUUAUCUUACGUGGCCGGUCUCGAUUGCAGGGCGGAUGGUGGGCUGAUGCGAUGGAAGUCCAGGUACAAGGGCAACGAGCCUUAAUCAAGAAAUACGAUGAUGACAAGGACAAUGCAUAUUCUAAAUGGCUGCGAGACGUCAAGUUGCUGCAGAAUAUUCAUCACCCCAAUUUACCUCAGAUGCUUGGGUUCUCGGAUGAACGAACCCCGACUCCUUUUAUCUUGUUAGCGAAUGUUCAGACGCAGAGCCCUCAAGCUCUGGUUCGCGAAAUGCUACGCUCGUCAAGCCUAGGGACCUCGAUAGAGCUCUUGUUGCGUUUUUAUCGCGACCUUGCUGACACAGCGACAUACGUCCAGAGACAACUCAACCUGGAUGAGAACAAGGUUCAGGAUUUCAUCGAGGCAUCCUCGUUGCGAGUCGAUUCUCUCAAAACUCUUGUGGUUGGUCUGCCUCCUCCUCGGGAUGGCGAAUGGUAUACUGCACGAAACUACGGGUUAGCGCAUACAUUGCUAGAUGCAUGCUUGCGAAUGUUGCCGAACAACGGACGCGUCACAUACUCAUAUGAUAAAGGGGAAGAAUUUGUGACAGAAGAAAUGCAAAAGAAAAUCAACCACCUCGUCACUUUGGCACGAGCCUUGCUUCCCAGCGGCAGGCAGUCCCCUGUACUCCCAACACAGUUAGAAGCAUUAAUCGAAGAAACGGAGUUUGAGACCCCUUCGCUGACUCUGCAACAAAUACGGAACCUCAGUUGGACUGCUGAAGGCGCUCAUGACCAUACAUGGUAUGAGAGGAACGUGCCAGCUGAUAAGUUUUCUGUCGGUGACAUCGGCUACAUUCCGGUUGGGGGAGACUUUGGAUCCUUCGUUCUUCUCGGCAACGUCAUCAAAGACGGAAAAGCUGGGCUGAGCCUAUCUCAACGGUCGCACGGCGAGCACUGGUGCUGGGAGCAUGUCCCGAUUCAGAGACAACCUCUCCAAGCCUACGAAUUGCCUGAAGCUGUUGCAGGAUGGCCCGUCGUAGUGCCUGCAUACAGUCAGAUUGAUGUCGCGGUGGUGCAUGAGGCCCAUCUUUCUUGUGUCAAGGAUGCAUGGCAAUAUCUAUUGAAGAACGGCAAAGGUCACGCAGCCAAUGAUAGCAUUAGGCCGGAGGAUCUGAUUCUUGUGACCCAUGUUGGAACCCAUCAAGAUUUCUAUGUCAGGGAUUUUCGAUCAAAACCGUUGAUGCUUCAGACACAUGGAGCAAAUCUCCGGUUUACUUCGAAUCAGUCCCAUCACCAAAAUAGGCAUGGCUUUCACCAGCCACCAGGCUUUGGGUUCCAGAACCAUAGCGUUCCGUUCAACCAACCCGUCCUUCCUGCAAUAGUUUAUCUAUUCACCUCGUUGGAUGCUAAUCAUGAUCCGCAUUGGUCACCUUCCCCGGUGUGCCUACCAAAAGGUGUGUCACGUCAACCUCUGGCACGACAUUUCACGACGAAGAUUGGGUGGAAAACUGGAUUUUUGAACUAUGUUCAACUUCACGCUGAGGACUUUAAAAGUUAGAAGGUAGCGACUGCCAUAUGGAUAGUGCAAAAUUCACGAUUGAUGUCCUUUGAUAGCGGUGGUAACUAGGAGACUCCCUAGACGCACUGGAAAGGGAAGUUCCAAUCUUCCAAGGUUUGCGAACUUUGAAUGCACAAGCCCGAGGACCAGUGAAUCCAUAAUCAGCAUAUCAUCACGUAUGUCUCCUAUUAUUGAUACAGCCUUCAUGGGACCCGAAAAAAAGACCGUACGAGUCUUCCUGCACUAC